AGCGCCGGUUGCCCUUCCGUGGACGCUCCAUGUGCCUGGUUCGGCAGCGGUGGCGCGCACACUUUUGCCCGCUCCUCGCUCUCCCACGUCCCCCUCCUUUAUUUUGACGUCUCGUAAAAUAACGCCGUUUCGUCAUUCGCCGUGAAACUUUAAGGGAGAAGGAGGAGGUGGAGGAGGGGGGGCUGAUAGCGAAGUGAAUUAAAAUGCGACUAAAAGUCGGAGUGGUUCUGCGCAGUGUGAUCACGGGGUUCACGCUCUUCGUGUUGCUGGUGCUGUGGUCUUCCCUCACGGGGCAGAGAGACAGCCCGCCCCGGCAAGACGCAAGAGAACAGCAGCAGCAGCAGCAGAGGGAGCUGAACGAGCUUCCGAAGCCGCCUCAGGAGGAUCGAUUCCGACCCGUGAUCCCCUGGCCGCACGUGGACGGACUGGAGGUAAAUCUCGAGAACAUCCGUCGCCAGAAGCACAAGCGGGAACAGCCCGGCGACGGUGGAGUGCCAGGCCCCAAGCCGGAUGGCGACGGUCUCGGCGGCGGAGACAAAGAACCGCUCGAUCGCUUCCAUCCGAGGGGCGACGCGGCCGAACACAAGCGGGCCGUCAACAAGCAGUACCUAACGUUCAAGCCAAACAAGGUGAAGUACCCGGCGCCCAUGCUGAAGCCGGGCGUCCUGGGCAACUUCGAGCUGCCGAACGGCGAGGCCCCCGGCGUGCCCGGCGGCCCCGGCGAGGAGGGCAAUCCGGUGGUGCUGUCGCCGGAGAAGAAGGAGCUGGUGCCAGCCAGCAUUAAGGAGUUCGGCUUCAACAUGGUGGCGAGCGACGAGGUGUCGCUCGACCGCUCCAUCAACGAACUCCGUCACGAAGAGUGCAAGUUCUGGCACUACGACGAGAAUCUGCCGACGGCCAGCGUGAUCAUCGUGUUCCACAACGAGGGCUGGUCGACACUCAUGCGCACGGUGCACAGCGUCAUCAAGCGCACGCCCGCACGCUACCUCGCCGAGAUCGUGCUCAUCGACGACCACAGCACCAAGGCGCACCUGCUGGACCACCUUGAUGAGUACAUAAAGAUGUGGAACGGCCUCGUCAAGGUCUAUCGCAACGAGCGGCGCGAAGGCCUCAUCCAAGCUCGCAGCACGGGCGCCAAGAAGGCCACGCUGGGCCAGGUGCUGAUUUACCUGGACGCGCACUGCGAGGUUUGCAUCAAUUGGUACGCGCCCCUGGUCGCUCCCAUUGCUCAGGACAGGACGGUCUCCACGGUCCCGCUCAUCGACGCGAUCGACGGCAACGACUACGUGCUGCGGCCUCAGGGCGGCGGGGAUGAGGACGGCUUCGCACGCGGCGCCUGGGACUGGAGCAUGCUGUGGAAGCGCGUGCCGCUGAGCAAGCGCGAGAAGGACAAGCGCAAGACUCGCACCGAGCCCUAUGGGUCUCCGGCGAUGGCUGGCGGGCUGUUCGCCAUCGAUCGAGACUUCUUCUUCGAGCUGGGACUCUACGACCCAGGCCUGCAGAUCUGGGGCGGUGAGAACUUUGAGAUCUCUUACAAGAUUUGGCAAUGUGGAGGAAAGGUGCUCUUUGUGCCGUGUUCACGUGCGGGACACAUUUACCGCUUGCAUGGCUGGGCUGGGAACCCCCCUCCGCCCGGCUUGGGCUCCUCUCUCACUCUCAAGAACUACGUGCGCGUCGUCGAGGUGUGGUGGGACGAGUACCGGGACUACUUUUACGCGAGUCGGCCCGAGACGCAGGGCAUCGCGUACGGCGAUGUCACGGAGCUCAAGAAGUUUCGCGAGGACCACAACUGCAAGAGCUUCCGCUGGUUCAUGGAGAACAUCGCCUACGACAUCCCCGAGUUCUACCCGCUGCCGCCGCGCAAUGUCGAUUGGGGGGAGAUACGCGGAUUGGGUUCCAGCUAUUGCAUCGACAGCAUGGGGCACACCAACGGAGGAGUGGUGGAACUUGGACCCUGCCACCGCAUGGGAGGAAACCAGCUGUUCCGAAUUAACGAAGCCAAGCAACUGAUGCAGUACGACCAGUGCCUGACGCAGCAUCGCGACGGCAACAAGAUCACCAUCAUGCACUGCGGCAUGAAGCAGUUCGAAGAGUGGACGUACGACAAGGAGAAGCACGUGUUUGUGUACACGCCGAAGGGAUGGUGCCUCGAUCGCUCGGAGCUGCUGCACCAGGUGUUCGUGGCGACGUGCGAGGACGGCAAAACCUCGCAGCAGUGGGAGAUGAACAACAUCGUCGGCCUCUAACCUGUGACCUCUGUGACCCUCGGGACCGCGUGACCUGCACAUCGACGUCUCUAAAGCACACAUGCUUAGGCAUGUAACGAUUCACCGCCCCCCCCCCCCCCCCCCCCCAUGAUGUGAUCGAUUCUCUCGAUUUCGGGGUCAUGAUUGCAAUCGAAAUUCGAUGAGGUUUUUGUUUGUUGUCUCGUUUUUUAUCACCUUGUUUGUAUUGUUUCUUUGUGUGUGUUUUUCCCUCCCUCCUAUGUUGAGUUCCGUUUGCUCCAUUAACCCUAAAUGUAAUACCUUUGUGUAAUUUUGUGUACGACCCAUACAUUGUAAAUGAUCGAUUCUCACGCGCACACUUCGAUACGUGUUUCGUGGCCGUUAAUUUCGAUCUGAAUCAUCGUUACACGCCUCUUACAGCCACGUUUACAUAUAUGUACGUGUGUGUGGUCUGUGUACGUUGCCCCAACAGUCUGUGUAGGUUAUGUAGGGGCCUAUGUAUGGAUCUUUGUCUUUGUCGUGUUUGUAUCUCUAUCAGCGUGUGUAUAUAGUAUAUAUACUGUACGUGCGUAUACGAGUGCAGUGCUGUCGUGGUUUGUGCACUGCACUACGAACCCGGCGACCCGAGUUCGAUUCCCGCUCAUGACCAAUAAGUGUCCAAUAUUUCGAACCAGUGCUUCCUCCCCUAGGUCAACUUGGCCUUAAAUGAGUACCUGGUGUAGUGUGUGAACAUCGGCACUGGGGAGACAGUCAGCCGGGCGUGGUGUUGCCCACCCACCUCCUCAUGUGCCAUGCUUGCCUUGAUAGGCACUAGUCACAACAAUAUGUUACGGCUAUGCGGGGGGAGGGUUUUUUGUGUGUGUGUAUAUAGCAUAUGUACAAUAUGUGUCUAUAUACACAUACAUGUGUGUGUGAUACUGGUUUCGUGUACAUAUUGUGCACGCGUGUACAUAUAUACAGUAUAUGUAUUAUCCUUAUGGAAAAUAAUAUUGAAACAAGUCUUAAAAAGAUAUGACCUAUAUAUAUGUAUUUUUUAUAAAUAUUUACGUUGUGUCAGUGGCUCAGCCUUGUCAUUUCGGAACCAAAUUCGUUGCAAUGCUCCCGAGUUGGUAGGUGCUGCAUUGGGGCACGAGAGAACUAAUUAUUUCAAUUCUGAAGUUACACAGAAUACUCGUGGACCGGCUACGUACGUUUAAAUAAACUUGCAACAUCUCGGUUGCUUAAUUUAUUACAAUACCAACAACAAUAAUGGACCGCAGCAAAACAAAAGUUUACGUUUCGACGCGUAAGUAAGUAUUUUGUGAAUUUUCUACACUUUGUCAACAUCUGCCUGAGAGAGGGGGGGGAAGAAAGUAUAUGAAUACUCGACUUUCUGGGCAAAUUGCCAUGAAUUUUCCUACGAUGAAGUUGGGCCAUUGCCCGAAACGUCGACCUAUUGUGUAUUUUUUUCCCCUUUCCUAGCGCAAUGUUAUUGAUGAAUGCGUCACUUUUUAUUUUAUUUAUGCUGGGCACAACUACCAACGCAGGGUCACACAAUGUUUUGUUAUUUUUGUGAAUUGGAAAUGUGUAAAUUCAAAAAAAUUUCAAACGUGAUACUUUUUUUUUUAACAUGAUCACAAACUUGAGUUGUUAACUCGAGUUUAGUGUUAGGGUCGCCCAGCCUAUCGUGCAGGUCGCUGUGUAAGAUAGCAGAAGCCACGAGCGUCUGUCGGUAGCCCUGGAUUGCUAAAUUAACACGCAGGCAGGGCUCGUAACACCGCGUCUGUGUCGCGUUGCGGCAAGUAGCUUCUGUAGCGAUCGGCCACCUUUGUGCUCUUCAUACCUUCAAAGCCGCCCCCCCCCCCCCCCCCCCGAGUCUUUGUGCGUACACAUAAUCACGGCCGUUGGUAACCCAUGUGUACAGGGCGGUCCAGGAGGUGUCUUGUGAUCCCCAUUUAAUUCUCUAAAACUUAAUAUGCUUGCACACCAUUGGGUGUGAAAAGGGAAAUUUAUGAGCAAAGGGAAGAAAACAAUGUUAGGGGCCAAUUGGAGGUCACAUGACAUCUGGACCCCCUCCCUGUACAUGUCCAGCCUUUAGUCGAUCCCACUGCUGGAUGGGGGUCUUCCCAUGCCGGGUAGGUUGUGGGAAGUAAUUGACCACAGUGGGAGUAUAGAAGCACAGUCGAUAAACGGAUUUGAGUGGUAUGAAUAUCUUGACCUUAUUUGACAUUGUUAUUUUUGUACCAACAGAUUUUGGGGGCCCUGACUUGAAGAAGUCACUUUAUUUUUUAAAAGGAGAUGUAUUUUUAUUUAUAGUUUUUAUUUUGUCAAAUAAUCGCUGUGCAUGGUACAUUCCUUUUGCAGUACGGGUCGCCAAGAAUACGGUUGGGUAUGCGCCCGGCGUUUCCUUGAAAUCUCCCCCGUCUUUCGUGUACGCUGCAAGUGAUGCUGAAACAUUUUUUGCAACGCAGCCUUGUUGAGGUUCCGUUGAGGCCAUGCUGCCCUCCGUUGUCGGGAGCAGUGCGUAGCUAUCGAGUGUGCAGGUAGUGCAACUGCACCGUAGGGUGGGGGGGGUACGUGGACCGGGGAGGUUACGAAGAGGAGUGGAGGGGGUGGGACAUUGGACGCCCAAUUAAUUUGCACCUUCUGAUAAGUACGGUUGGCUACGUACGGUGCGAAAGAAGUUCAACAUGCAGCAGGGCCCGUGCCAACCGCGCUAUGCCACUGCGUUGUGUCAAUUCGUCGUUCCGCGUAGACAUUGUUGUCUCCUGGCGCAGCAGGAUGUUUUAGGAAAGGCGUCGCUGUUCGGAAACGUUCCCGGGUUUAACUUUUAAAAAUUCAACACAUACGUCGAUAAAACGUAAAAUGAAAAAUAUGUCAGAAGCGAUGUUUUGAGCAGAGGCCCUUCACAGGACACACAUGACGUAUGUGCAUAUAUGAUGAUGUGUGUGUGUGAUUUGGAGAAGGGUCCCCUGCCCACAACGUUGCCUAGUGUACAUCUUCCCAUAGAAGGCAUUGUUAUUGGGUGUGACACGCAGUCGGCUCUUACGACCACUAUCCAUCAUAAAGCGGGGUCUUUUUGGGUUAGAUCGCGUAGAUGUUGGCGGACGUUUAGAGGUUGUUUUUUUUCAACUGUGCUUGGGAACCACUGCAAACGGAGCAGAAAGCACCAAACACAUGGUUUAAGUUUACAUAAAGUAGCGCCUGUGAAACACGAAAGAUAUGAAUUCAAGACUAAGGCAUCACAGCACUUCCAGUCUUCGCGACUCCUCUCUCUCCCUCGACUUCCUACCUUAUCCAGUCCCAUCCCACUUUUCAAAUCGCCUAAUUAUUUUUUUUACCUAAGGGUCUCCAAAAAUAUUUGUACGACUAUACAAAUCGAUGCCAGCGACCCUUGCCAUCGAACAACCGCCAGUCACACGGCUUGUCACCCGACCUCUUCCUUCCCACGUCCUGUGUCAUCAUCUCCCGUCUCUCUCUCUCUACCUCUGAACCGUUAGGAGCCGCUCGGUGAGUGCUGGUCCGUAGACGAUUGUGCGCCUGAACCCUCUCAUGAUUGUGCACCUGAACUCUGGCACGAUUGCGCGCACCGCGCUCACUCACGGGCUGGACUGCGUUGACCUGCGCCUUGAGUAACCACUCGCAUUAGCAGAGCUGUUAACCCCGUAUCGGUGCCCUACAUUAUUACAGACAAAUUCAAACCCUAUUGGUGACCCCGUGCACCUUUACAAAUCUCAACGUUCAUCCGACGAAGUCCCAUCACAGGGGGAGAAACAAGCAAAUAUACAAAAUGUUUGCCCGUAUCGAAACGGCCGUGCGCCGUCGUGGACCUGAAAACUCAAUUCCCCUGUACAAGAAUACGUGGUAAACCGUACGGGUUGAAAGGCGAUUGUAAAGCGUGGUGGUGGUUGGGUUGUUGUUGUUGGUUGGUUUCAACUUUUUGCCUAUUGCCGGCACACCGCUCCACGUCUCCCCCUACCGGGGACGCGGCUGCUACUGCGUGGGGCGGAGUUUGUGGAGGGGUGGCUCCAUCCCUCCCUCCCGCCGGCGUCGUCGUUGUUGCAGUUCGUUUGGCGGCCUGUGGUGGUGCCGUGGUGAGGAGGGUGGUGAGGAGGGUGGGGGGUGAUUGCGCAACAGCCUCUCUUCACACGCUGCGGCCAUUGAAUGCGGUGUUGUGCAGCACGUACCACUGUUGACUGGACUGAGCCAGUGCGCGCACGUGCGCGUGUGUGUGGCGCGCGUGUAUGUUAAGUGUGUGUGUGUGUUGGUGUGUGCGAGUGUGUGUGUGUUGGUGUGGGGAGCGGUAGUGUAGCGAUUAGCGCGCUGCGCUAUGAACCUGGCGACCCGGGUUCGAUUCCCGCUCACGGCUAACACCAGUGACGAUUAUCUGAACCGGUCCUGGGCCUCCCCUAGGUCGACUCAGCCUUAAAUGAGUACCUGGUGCGGUGUGUAAACAUCGCCACUAGGGAGACAAAGGCGGUCGGGCGUGGUGCUGGCCACCCACCCCCUCGUGUACCGUUCCGGCCUUCAUAGGUGCUCGCUAACAGCACUUCCACCUACAGUCUGUUCAGGCUAUACUGGGGAUCUUUGUCUUUGUGUUGGUGUGUGUGCUGAGUGUGUGUGUUGGUGUGUGUGCUGAGUGAGUGUGUGUUGGUGUGUGUGUGUGUGCUGAGUGAGUGUGCGUUGGUGUGUGUGUGUGCUGAGUAAGUGGUUUUGGUGUGUGUGCUGUGUGUGUGUUGUUGGCGCACUGCACCGAGUUCGAUUCCCGCUGCAACUAAGAACAAAUAUCAUGAACCGGUCCCGGGCUCCCCGCCUAGGUCAACUCAGCAAUAAAUAAAUACCUGCUGCGGUGUGUAAACAUCAGCACCGGUGAUACAAAUGCGGCCGGGUGCGGUGAUGUUUUGGCCUUUGUAGUUGCUCGCUAACAGCACGUGUACCCCCACGGUCCAUGGAAGGCAAUGCUUGCCAGGGAUAUGUGUAUUCAUCUUCUUGGUUCUUUCGGUAAAGUCACGCAGAAUUAUCAUUGUAUCCUCACGCCUACACGCACGGCCACUAAGCAUACAUAUCCAGAGAGAUAGGCGCUUGCAAAAAUGCCGUCCGCAUAAGGGGGGGGGAUGGAUCGAUUGAUCAUUGCGCAUGGGUUUACUCUACACGUUUAGCAGGAGAGCGAGAGAUUUGGCCACCUUUUGUGUUAAUGAGUGACAUGCAUGCAGAAAGCGGCGUACAAUGUGUGUGUGGCUGUCAGAAUUGGAUGAUUUUGACAAGGAUACACAGAUGUUCAUAGGGGGAUUUAAUUGGGUUGACGAUCAUUCAAGUUGGUGCGCUGCUGUUGGGGGAUGAUUGUGAAAGUAGCCACUGUGUUUGUGUGUGUGUGUCCUUCCCCGCACUUUCGAUUAGCACGCUUGGCGCUAUGUACGAUGCGAAAUAAGUUCAACAUCGUAAUUAAAGCCUCUCCUCCAUCUGUGUCACGGUCCCAAAAGCACACAAACUUCCAGGAGUCACAAGUGGUGUUUUAUGUGCGAGACCGUUUUAACAGUAACGGAUUGAUCGGUUGUAAAUCUAUUUUCUCUCGAAUUAAUUUACAUUUUUGGGAGAUUGUUCUUUAAAAAAAAACUCCUUGAUGCAAUGUUAUAAUCGCUUUGUUGUAAAGAGAGAUACUGUGACGCAGCCGCGGGGGAGAAAUUAUCCGGUUUGCGGAUUGAUGAUAAUCGCAGUUGUCUGUGGUGGAAUCUUUGGCACGUUUGUGUUUGUUUCAACCUCCUACGGAGUGAAACUUCGAAGUCGUCUUUAACUUCUGUCCGCGUAAGUCAUUAUUGAGUGUGGUCGUGCACAGACGCCCGCGAAACACACAAAGGGGGAUCUUCCAAACAAGUUGAGAAAAAUCUCACAGUCGUAAUGCUGCGUUGUAUUCUAAAAUAGAUGGGGGGAACGUAACAAUUUCCCAAAACGAUGCUUUACUCAUCUUUUUACCGUACAAGUUAAACGUGGGUCACGUUACUCGCGUAUUUGUCAACUCGGUAUCCUAUUGGGCUCAACAUGACAUCCUGUAUUCAAGUCCUGAAAGUGUAAUGUUAUGUCUGCUGGUUGCAGUGGGGACACUGAAAAAUGUGAUGUGGGAUUGUGUGCUCGCAAGAUUUCAAAUGCACCGUUUUCAUGAUUUGACUGCCCUUAUCUACAGCCCUCUCAUUCGUCUUGCACAUACCAGAAGUGUAUUUAAAGGGCGCCUUUGUUUGACUUUACGAUUCAAGCCUUGUGGAUGAGCUCGCAGAUCCACUUGCGGCUCGUUUAAGUUGCAACAUGUGACACUGCAAAAACACAUUUGCCCCCAUUUUUAGAUCUACUGAAUGGUAUUCACUUGGGAUGUCGCCUACCACUUAAUACGCCCUCGCCUAAGCUUGUUGGGAGUAGGGUUAUGGUAGGAACCAAACGUAUGGAAUAUGAUUGCAUGGUAAUCGACCUGGACUAUCUAUAUCUUCCUCAUUGUGUAUGGUUGGCCCGUUGUCACUUUGUAUCGCAAUAUUCCGCAAGAGACAAACACACAACAGUAUACGUGACCCAGCCUUCUGACCCAUUUCCUGACGUUUUAACUUUGUUUUAUUAUUUUAGUUUGUUCAACUGGUGUGUGUUAGGCGGUAUGUUAAUCGUUACAGGACAAAACGGUGAAAGCUUUUGUUUUUACAUUUUAUUUAUAGCUUUACUUGGGAUGGGUUACUGUGUUAUGCAUUGGCUGUGACCGAUGUUAUGGCCUUUAUUCUCUUAGUUAAUCAUAUGCGUUUGUUUCUUUUACUGUCGUUGCAAUCGCAUAAACCAACCUACUGGGAACUCGGUUUUCAGCGUCGUGAUGAUACAUUCCAUAGGAAAUAACUCCUGUAAGUUGAUAUUUGAAAAACAAAAAUGCUGAAAAGUAAAAACAAAUUCUGAUGCCUUUUUGUUUUAAUACGUUGCAAAUUGCAUGUGUAUGCAGGCCGACUUUAGGUGUGGUUGUUGCCUGCCACGUGUCGACACCGAUUUCUGCAGGCGACCACUUUGCGACCACUUCUAUUAAUAUCUUAACAAAGCGAGCUUCCUUUACACGCAAAUCUCGCGACCACGGUGAUGUUUUUGAAUUGUUCUAUUUUUUUAUGGACGGGCUGAUGGGUUUCAUUUAAUUGUAUAGACAUGUUCAAGUUUACAUUCGUAAAUUAUUCAGUUGUUAUCAGGUGUGUAGGACAAAUAACUUAGAUGUAAUGGGUAUAAGCGUUUUAUAUGUAUACACAACGUAACUUAAUGAUGUUUUUGAUCGCAAAUGUCAUGAGAACACUGGCACCUGUGGUUGACGUGACAUCUGUGCCCAAAGCUGCCGUGAAGAUUCCCGCGAUAUGAGGGUAGUCAUGAUGAUACAAAAAUAUAUUAGAACACUCCACUCUGUUUGCAAACUUCAAAUUACAAGUUUUAUAUUCCAAUGUAUAAUCCCAGUUUGGUAAUUUUGCGGGUCAUCUUUGAGUUUGGCGAAUAUGGACUUGGCUCGUGCACCCAUGACACGUCUCGCAUCCCGAGACCAUUUGUGUGGACCACCACUUGACCAAAACGUCUUGUGAGCUCUACAAUGAGAGCAGUCAAUGUGGUGUCAUCUUCUUGAAGGAGUGGAUCCAGUGUGUGAAAUUUGCCCCCCUGGACGUGAAAAAAUACAUUCCAAAAUUGCCCUAAGGGACGUUUGGGGUUAUGUGCCUGACGGAAGAUUAAAUAAUACUGCAUAAUGGGAAAAUUGAUUGUAAGAAUGUCAAUUCCCCUGUUAAAUGAAAAUCUUAAAGUGUUAAGUUUAUAUAUCCUCGACAGAAAAAGGGAGGACAUGUAUUUGUCUGACAUACUUAGGGGGCAGACUUGCAUUUGGAAAAGGGGGGACUUUUUUAACAUGACUGCAAAAAGUAACUUGAGUCGUAACAGCAAUUUGUGCGACAUUAAAUCAUAAACCACUGCUAGUGCCAGGGAUCCACUGAAACACCGUGCCGUUGUUCUGUACUGCCCUACUGAUUCAUCGUUCACUGUGAAAUGCACAAAGUACGCGGUAAACAACCAAAAGCUAAAAAUGCAUUGCUCUAAUGCAAGCCGUGCCCUUCGGCUGGAGGAUCUGUUUGUUUCGUAGAAUUUUUUUUGCAAGGAAUUUUAGGUUUAUAAGGUCCCUGUACAUGCACAUGAAUCGAGCCUAUGAAGCAAUGUGAACAUGAAAGGUUUGAAAUUUGGCGAGUUGGAAAUAUUAAGCUGUUUGUUUCCACUCUCGUCUUAACUCCUUUUUGUAAACUGGGGGACAAACACGAGGGAUAAACCACUGCAAUUUGAAUUGACGCUUCUAUGGAGUAAUUCUUUUCCAUAAAAAAAAUAACGUGCCAUGAUUAUAGCUAUGUAUCUUCCAUGCAAAGUGAAGUGGGGUUUUUUUUGUACAAGUCCUGGGAAAAGGCUGUGUUUUAUCUUGUCGUGUUUUCAAGUAAUGCUUGAAAGAAAAUUACACCAAAAAUAGAUGCAUGUUCAAAAAGAGAAUGUGAAUUGCAGAUGUGCAGGAAAUUCAACUAUAUUUGGCCGCCAAGGACCUGGGAUUGGUGAAUUUCUCUUGAACGGGUGUUGCGUUGUCAUCUUGUUACCGUAGCCUCCGUGUUAUUACGCACCCUUUUCCCGCCCCAGUAUUUUAAAGAAAACGUUGAGGCUGCGUCUUGUAACCCCCCAAUAGGUGGUCAUUUGUGUGCGCGCGACCGAAUUUGUGUAACCUAAUUGAUACCGUGCACAAGUAUGAGGUGUGUCUUCCUUUCUCGAGCGGCUAUUAUAAUCUGGAGAAUACGGCAAGCACCAUGGUAGUUUGUGGUCCAUCUUUGAGACACGUUAAUGUGUUUUUACAUUUGUGAUACGAAGUAGCUGUAACAGUGAUCGGCAGUGCGAUUCCAUGAUAAUUUUGGCCUUGGGACCACGGAGCCACUUUUACAGAACUAGCAGUAUAGAACUGUUGCUGUAGAUCAGGUUGGUUGGAAUUGUGUAAAACUGAAUGACAUUGGCAGCAUGUAAUUUUAUAAAAUGCUGAAUGAACUUAUUGGCAGGUGGGAGGGGGGUGUUGCAAUAUUCCAUUUCAUUUACAAUGCCACAAACAUGCAAUCUGGUCUCCUGCAUCAGGUUUAAAAUCAAGUGGCUCCUUAAGCCAACAAACCCUUGCUUCAAAUAGUUACACUUGACAGUAUGCAAUAUGCUUCUGCUAAACGAGAGAUAGUAAAACUAAAUCUGUACACUGGAAAUAGGGGCUUAUUUUUAUAAUUGUGAUCAGUUUUUUUUCAGUGGUGAUAAAUAAAGUGUAUAUAUUGUCAAUCA
Lethenteron reissneri (Far Eastern brook lamprey) is the source of this 11531-nucleotide messenger RNA. RefSeq names its product polypeptide N-acetylgalactosaminyltransferase 7 (gene GALNT7). Lineage: Eukaryota; Metazoa; Chordata; Hyperoartia; Petromyzontiformes; Petromyzontidae. The record is from RefSeq and is a predicted model, not a curated record. Gene Ontology annotation, cellular component: Golgi apparatus. Gene Ontology annotation, biological process: protein O-linked glycosylation. Gene Ontology annotation, molecular function: polypeptide N-acetylgalactosaminyltransferase activity.